Molecule: messenger RNA, 1096 nt
Organism: Olea europaea var. sylvestris
Lineage: Eukaryota; Viridiplantae; Streptophyta; Magnoliopsida; Lamiales; Oleaceae
Product: RNA-binding protein 7
Exons: 4
Coding region: 170-766 (198 amino acids)
Molecular function (GO): RNA binding
Source: RefSeq, a predicted model, not a curated record
UUUCCUGUGAGAAUCACACGUCAAAGUCGGUGAUGAUUAUAAACCUUCCAAUUCCCGACCUCAUACUUCGACGAGGAUUAGGAAAAGUAAACAGUAUAAAUACCAUAUAGAGCACCUGCAAAUCAUCAAAUCGAAGCCUCCAGAACCAGAAAUAUUUUUUUUCCCAAUAAUGGCUGAAAAUCCCAAGUCCUCUGUUUACGUCGGCAAUUUGGAUGAGAGAGUGAGCGAGAGGGUAUUGUAUGAUAUUCUGAUUCAAGCUGGGCGUGUUGUGGACUUGUAUAUUCCUCGUGAUAAGGAAACUGAUAAGCCAAAAGGUUACGCUUUUGCACAAUAUGAAUCAGAGGAGAUAGCUGAGUAUGCUGUCAAGCUUUUCACCGGACUUGUUACACUGUACAAUCGGACAUUGAAAUUUGCGAUUUCCGGGCAAGACAAGCCCUCAGCAAAUUUGUCUAUCGCAACCCCACCUGCGGUUUAUACUUCUCCUAAACCGAGGCCUUACCCUGAAACGUAUAACAAUGUGGAAUUUUCUCCACAAUCUGCAAGGUUAUCAACAUUGUGCCGGUCUUCAGAGCACCAAAUAAAUUAUGUACAAGUGCCAGUUCGAUCUGGUGUAUCUGUACACCAACCUAAUGGAUAUAGAUCACACUAUGACAGCACCGAUAAUGAUUACAGACGAAGGUUGUUUGGGGCAGCGUCGGAUAGUAUUAGUCACGCUAGACCAGGACGCUAUGAUGAUAGGCGUAAUUCGACCAAUUAUCAUUAUUGAUUUUUCCGAGGACUGGAGUAGAGGCCAAUUCUAGCAGUCUAACCUUUUAUUUCAGAUGGUGUAACUCCGUAGUCUGGGUAUCUUUUAUUGUGUGUUUGUUUCUAAGUUAGUUUUCUGGAUAAUUUAUGGUUAUAAAUUUCCAAGUUCUUAAUGCCAAGCGAACAUGCACACACAAGUAUUAGAUCUGGUAUGAAGGUUUCUUGUUCAGUUAGCUGUUGAAGUUUAAAAUAGAGAUAUCUGGUGCUUUGAAGAUAAUGUUUGUCUUGACAGUUCUACAUAUUUACUUUGCACAUUUAAUCUUAAGUUCAAUCACAUUUCUACUUGUGUUAA